Molecule: messenger RNA, 828 nt
Organism: Manihot esculenta (cassava)
Lineage: Eukaryota; Viridiplantae; Streptophyta; Magnoliopsida; Malpighiales; Euphorbiaceae
Exons: 3
Coding region: 1-828 (275 amino acids)
Source: RefSeq, a predicted model, not a curated record
AUGGAGCUCCAGACUCAUUUGGAUGCCCUGAUGUACAAAGUCUUUCCCACUAACCCCACAAGGCCAGCUCGGGCAUGGUUUAACUAUCUGACAAUAGGAAGCAUCAAAGGCUUCAUGGACCUGGCUAACGUCUUUAUCAAUAGGUUCAUUGUGGGAGUCUCGGCGAAGAGGAAAACGAGCUACCUGGAGAUAGUCUCGCAAAGAAGGAAUGAGUCUCUAAGAGAAUAUGUGGCCAGAUUCAACUCUGAGGCCCUGCAAAUCUUCAAGCUUGAUGAGGCAAGGGCAGUGGAAGCCAUGCAGGAUGAUGCCUUGACCACAAGCAGGUUCGCCAGGGAAGGAGGAGAUAGGGGAAAGGCAGUGGAGGACACACAACAGGAAAGGGUCGAGGUGCUUGUAGUUGUGCAAGAAAAAGAUUUUAUACAGUGGCCCAAACCCAUGAAAGCCGAGGCCAACCGAAGGGAUCCGGACAAGUACUGCCAGUAUCACCGAACUCAUGGCCAUGACACCAACGACUACUACCAGCUGAUAAAUGAGAUAGAAAAGCUCAUAAAAAUGGGGCACCUCAUGAACUUUGUAAAGAAACCGGAGGGGCAGAGACCUCAGCAAAAUGUGAUGGGGGAGAGGCCUCAUAGGCAGACGGGGGGAGUCGUAAAUAAUGGGUCCAAUGGGACAAUCAACAUGAUCGUGGGAGGAUCUGGAGGAAGAAUGAGCAGGAGUGGAGAAGGAAGCAGUGCUGAAGUCAUGCAAAUAGUAGAACACUCCCAUGUGACCAUCUAUUUCUCUUCAGAAGAUGCUCAUGGUAUCCAAAUGCACUGUCAACUGCUUUAA